AAGAAACCAACAUAAGUAUAAAAAAAUAUUAAUCAGAUUAUGAUUAAACUAAAUAAAAUACGAGAUAAGUAAUUUCUGCUAAAAGUAAAUCCCCCUUUAAAUAAAAAUAUUUAUAUUAAAAAAAAAAAAAAAACAAAAAACAAAACAUAUAAAAGACAGAGAGAAAUCAUCAAGCAGCAUCAGUACGUAAUUACUUGUUAAACUAAGCAAAUCUAAAGCAAAAUGAAAUUCGUUUAUUUAUUGGCCAUUUGCGUUUUAUACAUGGCCGCCAUGGCAUCGGCUCAGAAAAAGUUUAACUUGCCUCCUCCAGAACCCAAAAAUUUGCCCCAGUUGAGCGGCGGCGGUGGCGGCUCCCGUAAACAAGGCUUUGAUGUUAGUUUAGAUGCUCGUCAAAAGGUUUGGGAAAGUCAAAAUAAACGUCAUUCUGUUGAUGCCACGGUCGGUUAUUCUCAACAUUUGGGCGGACAAUAUGGCAGUAGUCGUCCUUCUUAUCGUGGUGGUGUGGGUUAUACUUAUAAAUUUGGCAAAUAUGACUUUGUCAUUAAGGGUCAUGAUGCUGUGCCACAUUCCGCUCCCUAUAUUGUUUCGUUGAGAAAAACUGCCAAUAAUUCACACAGUUGUGGUGGUACUAUCAUUGCUAAGGAUUGGAUUCUGACUGCAGCCCAUUGCAUUAUCGAUUGGGGAAAGGUACAUGAGAAAUACACUGGUGGUGUUGGGCCUUAUGAUAUUGCCAUAUUAGAUCUGUCGGAACCUUUGGAAUACAAUUCUUACGUUCAACCUGCUUCAUUGCCUGCCGCUGAAGAAAUUCACUCUGGUGAAAUCCAUUUAUAUGGUUGGGGACAACCUAAAGCUUACAUUUUAACUGGGAGGCUUUACAUUCAUGAGACCAAUUUGUGCUCUGACUCUUUACAAACAAGUAUUUCUGCUUGUAAUGGUGAUUCUGGUGGUCCUUUGGUCAUUGAACAGGAGAAUGCUCCCUCGGAAUUGGUUGGUAUUGUUUCCUGGGGUUACAUUCCCUGCGGUUUGGCCAAAUUACCUUCCAUUUAUACCCGUGUUUCUGCCUACAUAGACUGGAUUUUAAACUUGCCUCCACCAACACCAAAAACUUUGCCCCAACUUAGUGGAGGCGGUGGUGGUUCCCGUAAGCAAGGCUUUGAUGUUAGCUUGGAUGCCAGUAAAAAGGUUUGGGAAAGUCAAAAUAAACGUCAUUCUGUUGAUGCCUCCGUUGGCUAUUCUCAACAUUUGGGAGGACCUUAUGGCAAUAGUCGUCCAGAUUAUCGUGGUGGUGUUGGUUAUACUUAUAAAUUUGGUAAAAAGCUAAAGUCAAAGUAUAAAAUGAAAUUCGUUUAUUUAUUAGUAAUUUGCGCUGUCUAUAUGGCGGCCAUGGUAGCUGCAAAGGACAACGACUUUAAGUUGAAAUUACCUCCACCAGAACCGAAAAAUCUGCCCCAAUUGAGCGGCGGUGGUGGCGGCUCCCGUAAACAAGGCUUUGAUGUAAGCUUAGAUGCUAGUCAAAAGGUUUGGGAAAGUCAAAAUAAACGUCAUUCAGUUGAUGCCUCCGUUGGUUAUUCGCAACAUUUAGGCGGACCCUAUGGCAACAGCCGUCCAGAAUAUCGUGGUGGUGUUGGUUAUACUUAUAGAUUUGGUAAAAAGUAGUUCAUAAAUCUUUUAAAUGAAAUGUUUCCGUGGUAUUAGUUUAAAACAAUAAAAAUUAUUGAAAUCCGAGAAA
Molecule: messenger RNA, 1729 nt
Organism: Lucilia sericata (common green bottle fly)
Lineage: Eukaryota; Metazoa; Arthropoda; Insecta; Diptera; Calliphoridae
Product: transmembrane protease serine 11G-like
Exons: 10
Coding region: 223-1656 (477 amino acids)
Biological process (GO): proteolysis
Molecular function (GO): serine-type endopeptidase activity
Source: RefSeq, a predicted model, not a curated record